CUUUCACACCAACUUAUCUUUUUGCAAUAAUAAAAAAUGGAGCAAACCUACAUCAUGAUCAAGCCCGAUGGCGUUGCCCGUGGUCUCGUUGGUGAGAUCAUCAAGCGUUUCGAGCAGCGUGGUUACCAGCUCGCCGCCCUUGAGUUGAUGAACCCCACCAAGCAGUUGCUCGAGGAGCACUACCAGGACUUGAAGGGCAAGGGUUUCUUCGCCGGUUUGAUCGAGUACAUGGCCUCCGGACCCGUUGUCGGUAUGGUCUGGGUUGGUAAGGAUGUCGUCAAGGUUGGCCGCAAGAUGUUGGGUGAGACCAACCCCCUUGCCUCUGCUGCCGGUACCAUCCGUGGUGACUUCUGUAUCGAGGUUGGACGUAACAUCUGCCACGGCAGUGACUCUGUUGAGUCUGCCCAGCGCGAAAUCGCUAUGUGGUUCCCCCGUGGUGUCAAGGUUGCCUCCCGCAACACCUCCCUCCACGCCUUGAUCUACGAGAACUAGAUUAAGAAUCAAAAAAGCUAAAGCUAAAUUUGUUCCUUUUUAUUAUUCAUCUAAAAUCAAUAAAAUAAAAUAAAAUAAAAUAAAAUAAAAUAAAAAACAAGUCAAGUCGAGUCGAGUCGAGUUUCUCACGCCUUC
Phycomyces blakesleeanus NRRL 1555(-) is the source of this 627-nucleotide messenger RNA. RefSeq lists its product as hypothetical. The transcript is spliced from 2 exons. Gene Ontology annotation, biological process: UTP biosynthetic process; GTP biosynthetic process; CTP biosynthetic process. Bases 37 to 492 code for a protein of 151 amino acids. NCBI's taxonomy places the organism in Eukaryota, Fungi, Mucoromycota, Mucoromycetes, Mucorales, Phycomycetaceae. Gene Ontology annotation, molecular function: nucleoside diphosphate kinase activity. The record is from RefSeq and is a predicted model, not a curated record.